GCAAUUAUGUAUAGACGUUGAAACAGCUGAUUAUUUAAAAUAAAAAAAUGCCACCUAAAGAUCCCGAAUGGGAAAUUGAAGCUCUAAAAAGGAUAGAUGAGAAAAAAACUCAUGUCAGUUUCCCAAAGUUAAAAUACCCGUCUUUACGGGAUGGUUCUUUGAGAGAUCCUAUACAGUGGCUUAAAGGAAAAGCUAUGGAUGAUGGAGCAGAAGGCAUUUGGCGUAUUCAUGAUAAGUUAUAUGAUUUUACAAGUUUUAUGAAGCGACAUCCUGGAGGGGAAGAAUGGUUGGAGUUGACGCAGGGCACUGACAUAACAGAAGCUUUCGAGGCCCAUCACAUAAAUCCAACAACACAAAAACUCUUAGACAAAUUCUACGUCAGAGACGCAAACACACCAAGGAACUCCCCUUUCACGUUUAAGGAGGAUGGUUUUUAUAGAACUCUGAAAAAAGCGGUGUACAAAGAAUUGGAGAGAAUACCCAAAGAUGUCUCUAAAGCCGCGGAUAGGAUAACAGAUGGGCUAUUUGUAUCUCUUUUAUGUAGCUCCGCAAUGGCAGUGUGGGUGAAAAAUUACUAUGCGGCCACCGCUUGGUACAUUUUUGCAUCUGUAAAUCUAGCAUUUUUGACGGUGGCAUGUCAUAACUAUAUUCAUAGGCGUACGAAUUGGAGGAUGUAUUUAUUUAAUAUGAGCAUGUGGUCAUACAGAGAUUUCCGUGUAUCUCACGUGAUGUCACACCAUCUUUACACGAAUACUUUAAUGGAUUUGGAGAUCAGUUCACUGGAGCCGGUUUUGUUCUACAAUCCAAGGAAAGAUAAGCCGGUACACGCACGACUGGGUUUCAUAACUGAAUUGUUCUUCUUUCCGUUCGUUUUUCUUCUGAAUUUUAUGAAAAGAUUCAUAUCAGUGUUCAUCAGAAAAGGUUUCUUUAAGCGACAUUACCGAUGGCAUGAUAUGAUAGGAUUUCUCCUGCCAUUUAUUAUGUGGGUGGCAAGUGGUGCGCCAAUUCUUCACGUUCUAUAUUAUUGGCUUUGGAUCAACUGUACGGGAAGUUUAAUAUUUUAUUGUAUAGGCGUGAAUGCGGCACAUCAUCACCCUGAAGCUAUUAAAGAUGGAGAUAAACCAAGGAGCGAAACACCAGAUUGGGGCGAACACCAAGUGGAAGCUCUCUUAGACCGCAAAGAUGUGAACAGCAACCUGUUUGCCGUGGUCGUGUUAUUCGGGGAUCAUGCCCUACACCAUAUGUUCCCAACACUUGAUCAUGCAGUGUUGAAAUAUUUACACCCCAUCUUCAUCGAACAUUGCGAGAAAUUUAAAGCGAAUUACAGAGUGUCGACGCAGUUUCUAAUGGUUUUGGGACAGAUAAAGGAAUGUAUGCGUACAGAAUUUAGAAUAAUUUGAGAAUGGCAUUGUUAUUCAAUCGUAAUUUUUGUUAAAAAGAGUUUUUAAUACUUCCAAUAAUCCAAUAUUUUCUCCAAAACUAGGUGUAAU
This is a messenger RNA of Diatraea saccharalis (sugarcane borer), 1490 nucleotides long. NCBI's taxonomy places the organism in Eukaryota, Metazoa, Arthropoda, Insecta, Lepidoptera, Crambidae. The record is from the annotation of a GenBank genome assembly.